Molecule: messenger RNA, 4316 nt
Organism: Anguilla rostrata (American eel)
Lineage: Eukaryota; Metazoa; Chordata; Actinopteri; Anguilliformes; Anguillidae
Product: disintegrin and metalloproteinase domain-containing protein 33-like
Exons: 24
Coding region: 93-2957 (954 amino acids)
Biological process (GO): proteolysis
Molecular function (GO): metalloendopeptidase activity
Source: RefSeq, a predicted model, not a curated record
UUUUCAAAAGCACCAGGUUCCGACAGAGGGCGAGCAGCAAUCAGUGCGUGUGGAGAGUGGAGACGGAUAACGGUACCUAGAGGAGAACAGGGAUGUACAGCAAACACAGGCAGAAAAAGAUCCAGUUUAUAUUAACAGAAUGUGGACAUUCGCUUAUAUUUCUGUUUCUUUUACUGCUGAACAACGUACUGGAAAUUGAGAGCGGAGACAGCACAGAACAAGCAGGGAAGCCACAUGGACAGACUGUGGUUCCGCGUUGGCUCUCCCCAAGCCGGACCAGACGAGAGGCCGGGAUUCCACAGCAGGUCCAGUACCCUGAUACGGGGGCGAUAGCAGUGACAGCAGAAGGGAGGGAGCUGGUGCUGCACGUGGAGCGUAAUCAUGAGCUGCUGGGCCCGGACUUCACAGAGACGCACUACAGUGAGGCCGGGGACCAGGUGACCAUCUCGGCCAAUCAGACGGACCACUGUUUCUACCAUGGCUAUGUGAGAGGGCACCCAGAUUCCUGGGUCGUUCUCAGCACCUGCUCCGGGGUCCGGGGCCUGAUAGUCUUGAAUGAGAAUGACAGCUACUACCUUGAACCAAUUAGAGGGCUGGACUCUCCCCAUCACAUGAUCUACCGCACAGAGCAUCUGCCAAUCAGAGGGGGAGCAUGUGGACACGGCCACUGGGUGGGACACACAAGCCUUGUCUCCAGCCUUCUUAAACCUUUGCAUCAAAGGGUAAGGCGAAAUGCCUGGGGCACCACCAAGUACAUGGAGCUCUACAUUGUUGCCGACAGUAUGCUGUACAGAAGACAAAACAGUGACCUUGGCAAAACGAAACAGAGGAUCAUGGAGAUCGCCAAUUACGUGGAUAAGUUCUACAGGGCCCUGAACAUCCGCGUGCCGCUGAUCGGGCUGGAGGUGUGGACGGACCGGGACCAGUGCAUCGUGAGCGAGGAGCCCAACGCCACCCUCUGGUCCUUCCUGCAGUGGAGGCAGAAGCUGAAGUCUCGCAAGCGGCACGACAACGCCCAGCUCCUAACGGGCGUGAUAUUCAAAGGGACCACCAUCGGCAUGGCGCCCCUGGAAGGCAUGUGCAGCCACGAGAACUCGGGGGGCAUCAACGUGGACCACUCAGACUUGCCCAUCGGGGCGGCGGCCACCAUGGCCCACGAGAUCGGCCACAACUUCGGCAUGAGCCACGACAACGAGGGCUGCUGCGUGGAGGCCACGCCCGAGCAGGGCGGCUGCGUUAUGGCCGCCGCCACCGGGCACCCAUUCCCACGAGUCUUCAGCCGCUGCAGCAAGAGGGACCUGGACAACUAUUUCCAGAAGGGAGGGGGCAUGUGCCUCUUCAACAUGCCCAACAUGAAGGACCUGGUGGGGGGCAAGCGCUGCGGGAACGGUUUCGUGGAGGAGGGGGAGGAGUGCGACUGCGGAGAGCCGGAGGAGUGCACCAACGACUGCUGCAACGCCAACAACUGCACUCUGAAGGAGGAGGCGCAGUGCGCUCACGGGGUCUGCUGCGAGGGAUGCAAGCUGAAGCAGGCCGGGACUAUGUGUCGAGGGCCGGCAGGGGCAUGUGACCUGCCUGAGUACUGCACCGGCGGCUCCCCCUACUGCCCCUCCAACGUCUACCUGCUGGACGGCUCCUCCUGCCACAGCGGCCACGCCUACUGCUACAACGGCAUGUGCCUGACGCACGAGCAGCAGUGCGUGCAGCUGUGGGGAUACGGUGCCCGCCCCGCUCACGACGCCUGCUUCCAGGACGUGAACGCCGCCGGGAACGCCUUCGGCAACUGCGGCAAGGACGGACAGGGGAACUACAUGAAGUGUGAAAAGAGCGAUGCCAAGUGCGGGAAGAUCCAGUGCCACAGCGCUGCCAAGAAGCCCAAGGGCACCAACGCCGUGUCCAUCGACACCACCAUCCGCACCGACGGCAUGGAGCUCAAGUGCCGGGGCACCUACGUCUACGCCACCCAGGACGGGCAGGGCGACCUCCCGGACCCAGGCCUCGUCACGACCGGGACCAAGUGCGGGGAGGGGAAGGUGUGUCAGGAUCGCCGCUGCCAGAACGCAUCGUUCACCGAGCUGGAGGGCUGCAUCAACCGCUGCCAUGGCAACGGGGUGUGCAACAGCAAUCGGAACUGCCACUGUCACCGCGGAUGGGCCCCGCCCUUCUGUGAGAAGCCAGGGCUGGGAGGCAGUGUGGACAGUGGGCCCAUUCAGUACGACAGUCAGCUGGGCUUGGUGGUCGGGCUGCUCUUUGCAUUCCUGGUGCUGCUGCCCGCCGUUCUUAUUGUGUUCUACUGCUACAAGAUCAAGACCUCCCUCUACCACAAAUGGAUUUCGCAGAGGGAGAAGAACAACCAGGAGAACAGGAACGAUGUGACAGAUCACAAGGUGAAAAAUGGACAUCUGAACCCGGCUUUUCAUCUGAAAGUUGUGGGGCCAUCCUCCAAGAACAGCAACACAAAGAAGCUUCCACACACAAGCAAAGAGGUCCUACCGCUGAGACCGAACCCUAUCCCCAACUGCAACCAGCCCGUCAACAUUGUCCGGCCCCUGCGUCCCGCGCCCUCGCCCCACCGCGGUCCGCGGGACCAGCCCCUGCCGGUGGGCAAGCCCCCCCCCGUUCCUCCGAAAUCUCCAGCAGUCUUGCCCAAACUCACCCCGCCGAAGAAGCCCCUGCCCCUCAGCCCGACCAGAUGCCCUUUGCUAGUGUCUGAGCUUCAGCAAAGACCCUCCCCCUCCCCACCUCAAAGACCCCUGCCCCUCAACCCCUCCCCUUGCCGGGUAGUUCUGCCCAAGCCUCCCAUAUGCCAGCUGGGGACCACGCCCUCUGCUCUCAGCCCCAAGCCAACGGGCAAGGUGUCCAGCAUUCCUCCAGUCAAAACGUUCAAACCUGUUCCACCUCAGAAGCCUGUCCCAGGGGCCAAACCGAACCCAGCCUUGUCUCCACUACGAAAAUGACCCUCGGAGACGGUGAAACUGACAGGAGUUCGGCAAACUUAUUUGCACUAAAGAGCACACGGCUGGAAGCCUUGCACAGGCGGUUUUGUGCAGCAGGGGGGGCCAGUCCAGUCCAGUCCAGAUCUGGGCUGGGUGGGGAAGUGUAAGGGGUACCCCACAGGGUGCACCAGUUCCCUUCCUACGCGACGCACGUGUGCUCAAAGACGACCACGCCCAGCCUGCAAAACGACACGGCGCUGCGUUCUGGGAACAGCGUAAUGAGACUGUCAGCCACAGCAAUGGAGCUUAGAUGGGCAGGAGUCACACUGAAUCGAGUAGCUCAACUGGUCUGUGCAUCACAUCGAUACCUGUGUCAUUUUUUUUUAUUGCUGUCAGUUGUUUGUUUUUAAAUGUCUGUGUAAUUUGCCAAAGAUGUAAUUGCGUGUGUUUUUUUUUCCCUUUUUUGUGGGUGGGGCUUGAUUAAUUGCUGCAUUAGGGGUUUUUAAAUGUUACAUAGCAUCCAUGUGCUUUAGCCAUUUAAUCUUAUGUUUGCACAUCUUUGAACGCAGAGCUUGUUAAAUCCGGUGAAGUACACUGAUUCGUGUUUGCAUGGGAGAAAAAUUAAGGGUUUACAAAUGUGGGAUGAAUUUGUUAUCCUUUUCCACAUUACGCACCCAGAUUUAUAUAUUAUGACAUUAAAACGGUGUUCGGAACAUGCCUUGUUCUAAUCAUCUCACGUCUAGGAUGAAUGGACUUGAAUUCAGCAGUGUGUAUUUUUUUCUGAAGUGCACUGCUCCGUCUAUCUUGAUUUCACACAACUACUACUAAACUGGGCACAGUUAACCUUUAAUCUUACGUUACACAGCUUGCUAAUGCAGUAUAAACUGGCACGAGAAAGGAGCUCUACCUCGGUAAAUUAAAAUCUGUUUUUUUCUAAUUUUACACCCCUUAAAGGUGGUGCAUUACACAUGAGGUUUGUUAUAGUAACGUAAAUGAAAAUGGAGGGUUUCCUUGUCUGCUGAUCAGGCUUCUGAAGGCGGUCUUUCCCGUACAUAGCCUCUCUGCAGUGGAAGUAAUUGCCAAUAAUGUUUCUGCAGUGGCAGAGUCCUGUUAGUGUGUUCAGUUUUCUGAGAAUUGGGCUUUUUACCAAGAAUCCCUGUACUACCACUUCAUUUUAACAUUUGCAUGUCAUUAAGGCGAUUCAUGGAGUGAAAAUGCACAAAGAAACAGCAUAACGUGUGCUUCUCUGUGGCCACUGGGGAUAUUGCCACCAUUUCUUCAUUCAGUGGGAAAAUGUAAAGUUUUGCUUGUAAAAAUCUGUAAAUGCCGUUAAUCGAUAGUAGCACACUUUCUAAUUUUUGAUUAAAAUGCUUCAGAAUA